UCCCAUCAGGCUCAAGUGAAGAGUUUACUGAAGGACAGCGAGAACAUGAGUGAUCCAGAACCCUGCAGAAUUAAACCUGAAGAUACUGAACAACAAAUAGACCUAAUUGAAGAGAAUGUGGCAAGUAAAGAGGAGGAACAUCAUGUCAAAGUUGAGGAAAAAAAUCAUUUACAGACUUGCGGUAUUUUGAAAACGAGAGACAAGAAACCAUUCACAUGCACUGAGUGUGGGAAGAGUUGUGGAGGAAAAGAUGAUCUUAAGAUUCACAUGAAGAUCCACACUGGAGAGAAACCGUUCACCUGCACUCAGUGUGGGAAGAUUUUCAGACAUAUAUCGACCCUUAAUAAACACAAGAAAAUCCACACUGGAGAGAAACCAUUCACAUGCACUCAGUGUGGAAAGAGUUUCAGCCAGUCAUCACAAUUUAAUCAACACAUGAGGAUCCACACUGGAGAGAAACCAUUCUCAUGCACUGAGUGUGGGACGAAUUUCAGCCGGUCUUCAAACCUUAAACUACACAUGAAGAUCCACACUGGAGAGAAACCAUUCACCUGCACUCAGUGUGGGAAGGGUUUCAGACAAAUAUCAAGACUUAAUAAACACAAGGAAAUUCACACUGGAGAGAAACCAUUCACUUGCACUCAGUGUGGGAAGAGUUUUGUUUUUUCAACAAGUCUUAAUAAACACAUGAAGGUCCACACUGGAGUGAAACCAUACACAUGCACUCAGUGUGGGAAGAGUUUCAGCGUCUCAUCAAACCUUUAUAGACACAUGAGGAUUCACACUGGAGAGAAACCAUUCACAUGUUCUCAGUGUGGGAAGAGUUUCAGCAUCUCGUCAAACCUUCAUCAACACAUGAAGGUCCACACUGGAGAGAAACCAUUCAUAUGUUCUCAGUGUGGGAAGAGCUUCAGCCAGUUAGCACAACUUAAUCAACAUGUGAUUAUCCACACCGGAGAGAAACCAUUUACAUGUACUCAGUGUGGGAAAAGCUUCAGCCAGUCUUCACACCUUAAACUACACAGUAAUGUCCACACUGGAGAGAAACCAUACGCGUGCUCUCAGUGUGGGAGGAGUUUUAGCCAACCAUCCAACCUUAAGCAACACCUAAGGAUCCACACUGGAGAGAAACCGUACACAUGCCCUCAGUGUGGAAGGAGUUUCAACCAUUCAUCAUCGAUUAAUCUACAUAUGAGGAUCCACACUGGAGAGAAACCAUACUCAUGCACUCAGUGUGGAAAAACUUAUUGGUUUAGUAGCAAUCUUAAGAUUCACAUGAGGAUCCACACUGGAGAGAAACCAUUCACCUGCACUCAGUGUGGGAAGAGCUUUGGCCGAUCAUCCAACCUUAAUCAACACAUGAGGAGCCACACUGGGGAGAAACCAUUCACAUGCACUCUGUGUGGGAAGAGUUUCAGCCAUUCAUCAAACCUCAACAAACACAUGAAGAUCCACCCUGAAGAGAAACCAUUCAGAUGCACUCAGUGUGGGAAGAGCUUCAGCCAAUUAUCAAACCUUAAUAAACACACAAAGGUUCACACUGGAGAGAAACCGUUCACAUGCACUCUGUGUGGGAAGAGCUUCAUCUUCUCAUCAAACCUUAAUAAACACAUGAAGACCCACACUGGAGAGAACCCACUGACAUGCACUCAGUGUGGGAAGAGCUUCAGCCAAUCAUCAAACCUUAAUAAACACAUGAAGAUCCACACUGGAGAGAAACCAUACGCAUGCACUGAGUGUGGGAAGAGUUUCAUCUUCUUAUCAAACCUUAAUAUACACAUGAAGGUCCACUCUGGAGAGAAACCAUUCACGUGUUCUCAGUGUGGGAAGAGUUUUAGUCGAUCAUCCAACCUUAAUCAACACAUGAAGAUCCACACUGAAGAGAGACCAUUCACAUGCACUCAGUGUGGGAAGUGUUUCAGCCAUUCAUCAUCCGUUAAUCGACACACAAGGAUCCACACUGGAGAGAAACCAUUCACCUGCACUCAGUGUGGGAAGAGCUUCAGCGUCUUGUCAAACCUUAAUAAACACAAGAGGAUCCACACCGAAGAGAAACCAUUCACAUGUUCUCAGUGUGGGAAGAGCUUUAGCCAAUUAUCAAACCUUAAUCGACACAUGAGGAUGCACACUGAAGAGAAACCAUUCACCUGCUCUCAGUGUGGGAAGAGCUUCAGCCAAUCAUCAAACCUUAGUCAACACAUGAUGAUUCACACUGGAGAGAAACCAUUUAGAUGCACUCAAUGUGGAAAGAGUUUCGGCCAAUCAUCAAUCCUUAAUAGACACAUAAAGAUACACACUGGAGAGAAACCAUUCACAUGCACUCAGUGUGGGAAGAGUUUCAUUUGCUUAUCAAGUCUUAAUAAACACAUGAAGAUCCACACCGGAGAGAGACCAUUCACAUGCACUCAGUGUGGGAAGAGUUUCUGCCAGUUAUCACAACUUACUCAACACAUAAGGAUGCACAGUGGUGAGAAACCAUUCACAUGCACUCACUGUGGGAAGAGUUUCAUCUUCCCAUCAAGCUUGACUCAACACAUGAGGACGCACACUGGUGAGAAACCAUUCACAUGCACUCAGUGUUGGAAGAGCUUCAGCGUCUCGUCAAACCUUUAUCAACACAUGAAGGUCCACACUGGAGAGAAACCAUUCACAUGCACUCACUGUGGGACGAGUUUCAUCCAGUUAUCACAACUUAAUCAACACAUGAAGAUCCACACCGGAGAGAGACCAUUCACAUGCACUCAGUGUGGGAAGAGUUACAGCCGAUCAUUCAAUCUUAAUAAACACAUGAGGCUCCACACUGGAGAGAAACCAUUCACCUGCACUCAGUAGUCACGUUUCCACUAUCGCGCCUGAAGCGAGCAAGCCAGGGCCAGUCGUGUUUCCACUGUUUGGCCUGAUCAGGCCAAAGUGGGGCUUUCUCUGGGCCAGCAACCGGCCUUUUUCGGCCUGCCGAAUACCUUGGGCCAAAGAGGGCCAGCUGGGGCUUUGAGGCAGAGUGAAAGGAGAGGCGGAGUUUGCCUGAGUCUGGUAAAGUUGGCACCCCAUCAUUACACUAGUUUUCCGAUCGCACUUGAGUACAUGCGCCAAACAAACAAAUAAAUUAGUGGGCUAAGGGAAAGAAAACAGCUGGCUACACUAUAUAGCACACUAUAGGCUAUGUUUUUUGUUGUUAUGAUCGCCCUUGUGUUUCCCUUUUAAAUGUAAGGCUGUUGCAGAAAAUAAUAAAGUUUUAAUUUAU
This is a messenger RNA of Danio rerio (zebrafish), 3241 nucleotides long. NCBI's taxonomy places the organism in Eukaryota, Metazoa, Chordata, Actinopteri, Cypriniformes, Danionidae. The record is from RefSeq and is a predicted model, not a curated record.